This is a messenger RNA of Pyricularia pennisetigena, 2235 nucleotides long. RefSeq lists its product as uncharacterized. The record is from RefSeq and is a predicted model, not a curated record. Bases 1 to 2235 code for a protein of 744 amino acids. NCBI's taxonomy places the organism in Eukaryota, Fungi, Ascomycota, Sordariomycetes, Magnaporthales, Pyriculariaceae. The transcript has 2 exons.
AUGGCGUCGGACAUAGAUAAAACCGACACUAAUCGCUCGCUGGACAUCCCGGUACAAACCUCUAAGCGGAAGCACGAUGAGGUUGAAGACGAUGGCGAAGAGCUUUCCGCCCCGAAGAAUCAUGCUCAGCAAGACUCCGAUCCAGACGCCGGUCCGGAGGACAUUGCCGAAGACUGGCGCCCUGGCGCCUUGAUGCCGGAAUACUACAAGAUGGACAAGCGUGAGGCCCGCCGACUGAUCAACACCUACCUGAGCGAUAUUGAGAAGAAGUACAAGAGUCGUACCCCGCAGCCAAAACUGGAAGAUGAAAAUGAUUUUUCCCAAUCAGAUUCCUGUGCUGCACUCGUGGCCUUUUCCCGGGACGCCUACGAACAUCUCUGUGAAAACCUCAACGACAACACGUCGGACUAUAACCUCCAGUCUCGCUACGAGAUUCGUCAUGACUUCGGCAAUAUCCCCAUUUGCAAGUUCGACAAAGUCCCAUUUCUUUUUUGGCUUGCUGGAGAUGACCUGCGAUCGGCCGAAUUGUCUGGCGAACUUGGAAACGUUCUUCCUUAUUUACUAAGACUCGUUUUUAUAAUUCGAAUUAAGGUCGUUACCUCCACUGCAUACGAAAUUCCUCUCACGGAAAUCGAUAACCUCAACUGGAGGGAAAUUCUGGCAAAGCCGGAAACAGACAAGUUAGUAGUUGUCAGUCUACAGAAACUGGCAAAGUUGAUUCGCAAUGGGCUCCUACGCCGGAUUUACAAAGAGGCCCGGAUUCCUACGGAAAACUGGGCACAGAACUGGGCAGGAAUCUUAAUUCCGAAAACAUUCAAGGAUAUGUUCGAUGAUGACCUCUCUAUCUCAAGGCCCGAGCCCGACGCAUAUUUUGACAAGCUCAGGCAAAGAUUCGAAACUUCAACAGCGGAGAAAACUGCUCAGGAGACUGCCAGGGAGACUGCAGAUCGGCUUUUCCGACUCAAGAUGAACAACCCUUACGCAAUUGCCAUGCGCCACGACCUUCCCGACGGUCCUAACUACGAUAUGGUCAACGAUUCUUCGCCCUUGGUCGUGCGCCAGAAGGCGUAUGCUUGCACUGUCUUCGAAGGUGACCAAGAUUGGGUGGAGGAGAGCACAGAACUUCAGGAAGUUCGUGCCGAGCAAGAUAACAAAGAGUCAGCGCUCCUCAUCGAGGCAAGGGAUAUCCUCUUCACUUGGCUAGUUAUUUGCAACCGCAAAUCCCCUAAAGAGCUCGCCGACACUAAACAAUCUGCGGGAUUGCUCCGCGAAGUGGCUAAGAUGACGCCCACUCAUCAAAUGAAUCCCAAGACGGCCUUCGAGUUGCUUGCGCUGCUAAGGAGGAAAGAGUUCACCGGGAAAAUGGCGGAUUAUAUGGCGAAUCUUUCCAAGAUUCCGGCUUGGGCGGAAUUGAACCGCCCUACAAACCAGUCAAAGUCCUGGUUUUCGAAGCGCACGAGUACUCAAACGGAUUCCAACCAGAUGACUUUCGUCAAGUCUGUCGCCGAGAACAAAAGUCUCCCCCCUCUCCCGAUCAAAGCUGAUAUAUCGUCACUUUACAAGCUUCAUCUGUGCGCUAUAGCCUGCAGGGCUGUAACCCUCUGCCGCGAGAAUAAGUAUGAUACCGUCGAGGCGCUCGGAAAUGCGCGAUUGUACGAUCUGAUCCUGGAGGGGGGACCAGGACAAAGACGUUUUGCGGAUUGGGGCCUCGAGUCUUAUCGGCGCUUUUUCAACUAUGGUGUUCACUUCUCAAGUGAAUUCAUCAAUCCGACCAAGACGGAAGAGUGCCACCUUUUCGAAGAGUGGUGCAUCAAAAACGCCGAUAACCGCGACGGUCUCUUUAGCUCUUUCGACCUUCGCUUUUUUGGCCGACAGUUUGACGAAAGUGGCAGAAGGGAGACUCCUGGCCCGGUGGAAUUCAUCAGGCCUGCCCAUAAUAAGGCUGCCAAUACCAAACCUGUCACCAAGGACAGGAUCGCUGGCAAGACCAGUCGCCCCGACAAGACCAACGGAGCCGGAAGUCUCCAGGACGCGGACAAGUCCAAGAACGCAAGCCCAGAUGGCGAUAACACGCACCAGAAUAUGUCGGACGCAGACAACAAAACUAUAAACAAUAUCACUGACGCUGUUAGACAUAAGCUUGGGUCUAAAACAAGGAAGAUACUGGCGCUCAAGGCUGAAGUUUCACAGCUGAAGGAGGAAAAUUCUCAAGUCCAACAGCUGAGACUUGAUUGA